CGCAAUUACUAACUAGCGAUCCGCAUCCAUUCUUCGAUUGAACACAUACCGCUCUCAGAACUGCCAACCUUAGUACGGAGGACCGACUCAUACUCUCGGCGCCUUUUUGACAUCAAGCAUGGCUCUUGAUCCAGCACCAUAUACCGGCCCGCCGCUGGACGAGAUCCAAUGGCGGGCGCCUCCCGAAUUUGAGAUGGGCAUACACAGCAACAGUGUGCUCUUUUACUUCGCGCAGUCGCCCUUCUACGACAGAACAUCGAACAAUGAGGUUCUAUUCCAGCAAGGCCUCAACAAUCCCAAUGUUACGCCAUAUUUGGCCACCCGCGAGCUCUUCGAGGGCCGUCUUAAAACCAUGUCUGGGCUCGAGUUUGUCGUUGCCCAGGAGCCAGCCGAAACAGGCCCUGGAGCCGGGACGGGCGUGUGGGUGAUCAACAAGCAGACCCGGCGUAAGCAAACGCCCCAGGAUGAGAUCAUUGUACACGGGACAUAUUUCGUAGUCGGGGAAAACAUCUACAUGGCGGCAAGUUUCGCGGACAUCCUGAGCUCGAGAAUUGUAGGCUUCAAUUGCCCCUUCCGUAUCCCUCUUGUCCCACGCACACACAGACCCCUAACCAUAUCGAAUACAGGCAGCGAUAUCGUCUUCGGUUGAAAAAGUUCUGCCUGUCGCCUCCAGCGCGCAAUCCUGGUCCCCAGCUCAGGGCCGCGUUUAUCCAGCCCCCGGCACCGGCGCGGCCGCCGCAAGUACCAAGCAGCGCGAGGCGACUCCCCUCCCAGACACCAACAAAGCCACCACCGAUUCGGGCAUCAGCCUCCCAAGCUCCCAGCUGAUCGAAGAAGCCUUGCUUAUCCACGAGCAACACGGCGAUCACUACCUAGACGAGAACCCCAUCACUGGCAGACCCGGCG
Messenger RNA from Thermothelomyces thermophilus ATCC 42464, 906 nucleotides. RefSeq lists its product as uncharacterized. Gene Ontology annotation, biological process: regulation of transcription by RNA polymerase II. Lineage: Eukaryota; Fungi; Ascomycota; Sordariomycetes; Sordariales; Chaetomiaceae. Gene Ontology annotation, cellular component: mediator complex; core mediator complex. The coding region runs from base 119 to 649 and encodes 176 amino acids. The transcript has a single exon. The record is from RefSeq and is a predicted model, not a curated record. Gene Ontology annotation, molecular function: transcription coactivator activity.